This is a messenger RNA of Phragmites australis (common reed), 3397 nucleotides long. RefSeq names its product CRM-domain containing factor CFM2, chloroplastic. Lineage: Eukaryota; Viridiplantae; Streptophyta; Magnoliopsida; Poales; Poaceae. Gene Ontology annotation, molecular function: mRNA binding. The transcript is spliced from 12 exons. The record is from RefSeq and is a predicted model, not a curated record. The coding region runs from base 51 to 3224 and encodes 1057 amino acids. Gene Ontology annotation, biological process: RNA splicing, via transesterification reactions.
AAACCCCUACUCUCCCCCCACUCGCAUCGCACCCCUCCUUUCCCACGCAAAUGCUCCUCCUCUUCUCCCCACGCCCUUCCCCUCUCAUCCUCUCCCUCCCCUCCUCCUCCACCUCCAAACCCCACGCCCGCCUCCGUCCUGUCCACGCCUCCGCCUCCCCGUCGCCGGAGCUCCUCGGAAAAUCCGCGCUCCGCCGCAUCUCCGACAAGCUCCGCAGCCUCGGUUACCUCGAGACCACCCCCGAGACCCCCUCUCCGGGCCCGAUCCCAAGCGCGAGCUCGGCGGCUGCCUCCUCCUCCCCCGGCGAGAUCUUCGUGCCCACCCCGGCCCAGCUCCCGCGCCACCGUGUCGGCUCCACCCUAGACCCGAGCUGGGCCACGGGCGACGGCGAGGCCGACUCCGCGGCGCGGCGGAGGAGGAGGCGUGGGAGGGAUGCAGGUUCAGCUUCGGCGCCGCCGUCCGCGGCGGAGCUGGCGCUGCCGCGGGACGAGCUGCGGCGGCUGCAGGGGAUCGGGAUCCGGAUAAGGAAGAGGCUCAAGGUCGGGAAGGCGGGAGUGACGGAGGGGAUUGUGAACGGGAUACACGAGCGGUGGCGGAACGCGGAGGUCGUGAAGCUCAGGUGCGAGGACGUCUGGGCCAUGAACAUGAGGCGCACGCACGAGAUCCUCGAGAGGAAAACUGGAGGCUUAGUCAUUUGGAGAUCUGGAAGCACCAUCAUAUUGUAUAGAGGAACCAACUAUAAGUAUCCUUACUUCCAUUACAGUGAAAGUAGGGAUGGUACUCUUGACGAAGAAUCAUCAGAGCAGAGCAGUUCGGGGGAUGAGGAUGAAGAUCUUGGUAUAGCAUUAGUGGAACAGAGUAUCAAUGGAGAAGAGGAUGAGAAUCAUUUACAACAUUAUAGCAGUCAUAAAGAGAGUAGUGAGAAUCCUGUUAUAGCAUAUGCAGAACAGAGGGGUGGAGUAGAGGAUGGCAUGGGAUAUUCAGAACAGAAGGGAAGCAGAGAGAAAGAUACAAAACAUCCCAUACUAUCUACUAAACAGCUUGUUUUUUAUAUGCAUGAGCGGAAUUUAGACAUUAGAACUACAGAGCAAAACAGUAUUCAAGCUCCAAACAAACAGCAUGAGGGAUCGCAUAUAAGCACCCAUGUAGAUUGUCCUAGUAAGGAUGGUGCUCGAGCUCGGUCAUCCUUAGUGGCUGGUGUUGGUUCUCCGAAUAAGUUUCGAUUACAGUUGCCUGGGGAGGUCAAACUUGCAGAGGAAGCUGACAAAUUACUUGAUGGAUUGGGUCCAAGGUUUUCUGAUUGGUGGGGGUAUGACCCCCUUCCAGUGGAUGCUGAUUUAUUACCAGCUAUCGUUCCAGGAUUCCGUAGGCCUUUUCGUCUUCUUCCUUCAGGCGUGCCACCGAAGUUAACAGACAGGGAAAUGACUAUCCUUAGGAGACUAGCUCAGCCCUUACCCUACCACUAUGCACUUGGAAGAGGCAGUAACCUUCAAGGAUUGGCUGUAUCUAUGAUCAAGCUAUGGGAAAGAUGCGAGGUAGCGAAGGUUGCAAUCAAGAGAGAUGCACAGAACAUUGACAGCAUUCUCAUCUCUGAGGAAUUGAAGGGAUUGACAGGUGGAACCCUAUUAUCAAGAGAUAAAGAGUCAAUUGUAUUCUACAGAGGGAAAGAUUUCCUCCCCCCAGCUGUCUCUCUUGCAAUAGAAAAGCGCAGAAAGCAUGGCAGUUCUACUAUCCACAAGCCCAAGCCUAACAUUGAAGGAAACACACUUAUUCAAGAUGCUUCUCAACUGAAGAUGUCAAGUGAUGUCUCAGUACACAUGCAUGAAGAGGAAACUUCUGUCACAGAUAGUAGAGCAGAAUCUCUGAAUACGGUUGCCCAGAAUGUUGAGACAAGAUUAUCUCAGGCCAUAGCAGAGAAAGAGAAGGCUGAAAAACUUCUUGAAGAACUAGAAAAGGCAUCUCAACCUUCAAAAGCUGAAACUAGAGAGGCUAUAUCUGAAGAGGAGAGGUAUAUGCUGAGGAAAGUUGGAUUGAAGAUGAAACAAUUUCUUCUGCUAGGAAGGAGAGGAGUUUUUGAUGGAACUAUUGAAAAUAUGCAUCUUCAUUGGAAGUACCGAGAACUUGUCAAAAUUAUAUGUAAAGAACAUCGCAUUGAAGAUGUUGAAUAUGCAGCUCGAAUGCUAGAGGUAGAGAGUGGUGGUAUUUUGGUGGCAGUGGAAAGAGUGAGCAAAGGACAUGCAAUUAUAGUAUAUCGAGGAAAGAACUACCAGAGGCCAUCAACUCUCAGGCCAAAAACUUUGUUGAGUAAAAGAGAUGCUUUGAAGCGUUCCAUGGAGUACCAACGAUGUAAGUCCCUGAAGCUUCAUGUGCUUAAUCUGUCAAAGAAUAUUGACUACUUGAAGGAUCAGAUGAAUUCCAGCUACUAUAACAAAGGCAUGCAUGAUCUUAGUGUCAACUCCGGAACACUACAGCAGAAAAAUGAAGAAUUGCCUGAAGUUGCUCCUGAGAAUUUUGAGUCGGAGGUUGAGGAGUGCGCUUCAGUUGAAACCAAUAGAACUGUAACAUUAACAAGAUCUGGAGUUCCUUUGGAUGAUAUGCAGAGCAAAGUCUGUUUCAACAAGCUCAAAGAAAGUUCUUCUGUGACUGCAAGUCCAUGUCUAACUGGGAGUUCAAAUGCAGUUUCAUUCAAUGAUCUGAUCAGACAUCAAAACCAACAUAGCUCUAUUGUGGCGUUCAAUCUGGAUAGUCAUAGCGAAGAUAAUUCAAAAGAUGUGGAUGGGCCAAAAUUGGAUGUGGAGUCUGCUCCUCACUUGCCUUUCAGGGCUACACCACUCUCAAAUCAAGAAAGGCUUGUGCUAAGGAAGCAAGCGCUUAAAAUGAAGAAACGACCAGUACUUUCCAUUGGGAGGAACAAUGUCAUCACGGGAGUUGCAAAAACAAUAAGAACACACUUCAUGAAGCAUCCUCUUGCUAUUGUGAAUAUUAAGAACAGAGCUGAUGGAACUCCAAUUCAGCAGCUGAUAUCAGAACUAGAGGAGGCGACAGGAUCGGUUCUAGUGUCACGAGAAAUAAACAAAGUGAUUUUGUACAGAGGUUGGGGAGCAGAAGUGGCCCAGAAAAGCUCAAAGGAAAACAGUACAAAUGAAGAAAAGGAGGUUAUAUCACCUCAGCUCCUGGAAGCCAUCAGAUUAGAAUGUGGAUUGCUCCCUGGCGAGUCAGAAUAGCUGGAUCCCACGGAUGUGUUAAAAAAGAAUCAAAACAUCUUUCGCCCGUGGAUAAAUGGAGCAUACUGGUUUGAAGGACGUGUGCAGUGAAGAACUGAAGUUGCAUGUGAACAAUGUGUGGAAAUCUGCGACCUGACAUAAUCGUGAUCAUGCCGUCGAUGCACUUGUUUGUU